Messenger RNA from Malassezia sympodialis ATCC 42132, 621 nucleotides. It is a transcript of the gene ULP2, whose product is annotated as SUMO protease ULP2. Lineage: Eukaryota; Fungi; Basidiomycota; Malasseziomycetes; Malasseziales; Malasseziaceae. Gene Ontology annotation, biological process: protein desumoylation; proteolysis. The record is from RefSeq and is a predicted model, not a curated record. Gene Ontology annotation, cellular component: cytoplasm; nucleus. Gene Ontology annotation, molecular function: SUMO-specific endopeptidase activity.
AUGAUCCUUAAGAAGGGCAACCCUAUUAGCUCGUUGAGUUCGGGUUUUCAUCGACGAAGAUCAGCGCGUCGACCAUCUGGAGGGACAGAGACGCAACCCAGCUCUGACUCUGAGAGCCUCGGCAUGAAGGACCAUCCCAUUGUGACAAGUGCAGAUGACCAGGGUGAGAGCACCUCACCCCUCCCAAAUAUGGCCACCCAAGACUCAGACGUGGAAUACGAGUCGACUUUUGUGUUUGUCCUAGAUAGUCUAGGCCUGCACCAUGGCCCGGUCAAGACAGCGCUGCGGGACUAUCUUCGUCUGGAAGCCCGCGCGAAAGGUGCUGUACCCGCUGAUACUGAUCUCAAAACGUUGGGGGACCCCAUCCAUGUGGAUGCACGGGUCCCGGAGCAACCUAACUAUUGUGACUGCGGCAUCUACCUACUGCAUUUUUUCGAUCGCUUCUUUUCAGAUCCCAAUCAAUUCUCACGCAUUAUACUCGCCCCGCGACGUGGAUUCAAGAAUGCCCCGGAAGUUUCCGAGGCGUGGCAGCAAGAUACGAUCGGAAAGAAACGAAACUGGUGGCGAGAUCAGGUGUUGGCGUUAAGUAUGGAGUGGACCCCACACCAAAGCGAAUCAUAG